ACGGUAAAGAAAGAGAAGGGGCGGGAUUUUUCUCAUCUGCCUCAUCGUUGUUUGCUUCACACAAUAAUCUGAAAAACAUCACCAAAGAUUCCUUCCAAAGCAAAUGCGUUAAAACGUUUACGGAUAAAAGCUGGAUUUCAUAUUAAAAAAAUACAAAUAAAGGUCCAGGAGAUUGAGAGAGCAUGGAUACAGGUGAUGACCAGAACACGGGCUCUACCAAUGGGAAUGCUUCGUCUGCUGGGAACACCCGCCCUCCCCAGAUAGCCCACAUGUCUCUGUAUGAGAGGCAAGCUGUGCAGGCCCUUCAGGCGCUGCAGAGACAGCCGAACGCAGCCCAGUACUUCCAGCAGCUCAUGCUGCAGCAGCAAAUCAACAGUGCCCAGCAGCUUCACAACCUGGCUGCCGUGCAACAGGCCACACUCGCUGCUAGUCGCCAGUCCAACUCUCCCAACCACAGUGUGUCCCAAGCAACCACCACUGUCAAUCUGAGCACUGCCUCUGGGGGAGGGACCAUGACCAAUACCCGCCCCCUCGGCCCUGCCACAUCAGUGACAUCAUCAGCUCUCAGCCAAUCAGUGCUGCUGGGUGGGAACUCAGCUGGACAGGGCCAGAUGUACCUGAGAGUCAACCGCUCCCUCAGGGCACCCCUCGCAGCCUCCCAGCUCAUCUUCAUGCCUGGUGGCACAGCAACGGCUGCUGUAGCAACAGUUGCACAGCAACAGCCUCAGCAACAACAGCAGCAACAGGAAGUCCAUCCCGCCUCCAAUGCCCAAUCCGACAAUGACCAGGUGCAGAACCUGGCUCUACACUGCAUCUCCACUCCCAGAGUGGCCGCAGUGAAGACUGAAUUUCCAGACAGGAGAGACGCAGCCAACUAUUCUUUUAGUCAACAACAACAACAGCAUCCUCAGCAGCAACAGCAGCAGUUCUCUCAGAACACCCAGCAGCAGAUACAACCCCAGCAGCAACAGCAACAAAUGGCCAACAAACUGACUAGCUACACUCAUCCCACUGCUCUCCCCAGUAUAAAUGUCAAGACUGGAAACCAGCUGAAUAUGGCCCCAACCGCUGCCACCUCAGUUCCCGCCUCCUCCUCCCCCUCUCUCACGCUCCCUCUCUCCCAGCUCCUCCUCUCCCCCUCAGGCCUUUGUCAGGCCCGGGCGGUAACCACGGUGUGUGUGUUAAUCAAAACUUGUCUCUUCCUGUUGCAUCAGGCAAAGCCUGCAAUUGGCUCAUUGAAGAGGAAGUCGGAAACUGAUGCAACCAAUGAGAUGGCAGUCGAACUUUCCCAACUUUGCUGUCCACCAAUGAGAGAUUCUGCCCCUCCUCUAUCUCCUGCCCCCACGUUGGACUCAGCUCCUAAAGUGGUGCCAGCCUUCUCCUCUCCCCCCACCCUGUCUCUGCCUCUGCCCCUGUCUCGGGGGGUGGGGGGUCAGGGAGACAGAGCCCCUCUGCCCCAGGCGGUGGUCAAACCUCAGGUCCUCACCCACCUCAUAGAGGGUUUUGUCAUCCAGGAGGGAGCUGAGCCUUUCCCUGUGACUGGGCCAGUGAAGGAGCCUCUAGCCAUGGGUGUUCAACAGGCUGACAAUGGAGGCCCUGCAGUGUUGAAGUGUGAGUACUGUGAGAGCUUGGCUCCAGCUAGCCAGUUCAGGGGCUCCAAGAGGUUCUGCUCCAAGACCUGUGCUAAGAGAUAYAAUGUGAGCUGCAGUCACCACUUCCAGGUCAGUAGGGGGCGAGCUUCUGCACGGCCGCCUGGUCCUCCCGUUCCCCCAGACAGCAUCGUCAGACGCAGGGGUCCUCGCAGGAGUAGCUCGGAGAUCGCCUGCGCUAAAAUAGCCGGCAGACAUUUGCCUGUCAAGGAGUGUCGUUCUGAGUCCAGUCGCUCGGAGGAUGUGUCCAGCUGUGACGGAGAGGAGGAGGAGGAGGAAGAAGAUUCCCCAUCACUCUCCCCUAGCUCCUCCCUCUCCUGCCCUAGGCCCGCCCACUGCGAUCCCCAUUUGGACGACUCSGCUCAAGGCAGCCUCCCAUUGGACGAGGCCAACUUCCUGUCUGGGAGCCCCGCCCAUUGGGGUGUGGAGGAGGUCUGCAGGUUCAUCUCUUCACUACAAGGUUGUGAGGAGCUGGCUGCCCAGUUCCUGUCCCAGGAGAUUGAYGGACAGGCCCUGCUGCUACUCAGAGAAGAACACCUCAUCUCCACCAUGAACAUCAAACUAGGACCCGCCCUUAAGAUCUGUGCCUUCAUCAACAGCCUACGAGACUGACGGGGGAAGGAGGGAGGGAGGAGGAAGAGGGGUUCCAAUGAACUUCAAACUGGGACCCACACUAAAGACUUGUAUUAGUGACAUUCAAACCUGAGACCAAGACUGAAAGGGAGGGGAAAAUGGGGGUUGAUUUUUAUCAUAAACAUCAAUCAUUUUAGAGACUAGAUGAAGAGAAGGGGGUUAAAUAUAGGUAAGAGGGGAAAUAAUUAGAAUAUGCUUUGACUUUCCUGGACAUUGAA
Salvelinus sp. IW2-2015 is the source of this 2500-nucleotide messenger RNA. RefSeq names its product polyhomeotic-like protein 1. Gene Ontology annotation, biological process: negative regulation of DNA-templated transcription. The record is from RefSeq and is a predicted model, not a curated record. NCBI's taxonomy places the organism in Eukaryota, Metazoa, Chordata, Actinopteri, Salmoniformes, Salmonidae. Gene Ontology annotation, cellular component: nucleus; PRC1 complex. Gene Ontology annotation, molecular function: chromatin binding; histone binding; zinc ion binding.